Molecule: messenger RNA, 2360 nt
Organism: Ruditapes philippinarum (Manila clam)
Lineage: Eukaryota; Metazoa; Mollusca; Bivalvia; Venerida; Veneridae
Product: receptor-type guanylate cyclase daf-11-like
Exons: 8
Coding region: 1-2067 (688 amino acids)
Biological process (GO): receptor guanylyl cyclase signaling pathway; cGMP biosynthetic process; intracellular signal transduction
Molecular function (GO): guanylate cyclase activity; peptide receptor activity
Source: RefSeq, a predicted model, not a curated record
AUGAGCUCGAAAGGAAUAAGAACAUCUAAACGGAAUAGCUCAUUGUCACAUCUGAGCUUGAUUGGAAAGGACAAUGCAGCAGCCAUCGGAUGUGGAAGAUUGUUCCGGGCCGAUUAUUUGAGCACUCGAGGAAAAUGGAUCCAUUUAGGGAAACUCCUGACAGUCAUGUUUAUCCCUAUAUUGGGAGGUUGGACCUUCACAUUGUACUCACUUGCAGAUAACAUUGUGGAAAAGGGUACAACUGUUGAGGCUCAAACAUUGAUGUUGAGGGCGAUUAGUUUGGGAAGACUAAUAUACACGAUCCAGAAAGAACGGGAUAUGAGCAUCUUAUACAUUAGUAAAAUAGGACCAAGCACCAAGGCGUUCUUGAUCGACGAAUACGACAAGACUGACAAAACAUUUGCUGACAUGUGGAGCUGGCCUUUAGAAUUCACAGACCAUGCAAAUAAAUAUUUCAGAUCCAAAACAAUGCUUAUAAACCAUAUAAAUAGCCAAAGGAAUAAACUUGAUCCAAAUACACCAGAUGUAUAUGGACAGAUCACAUUUUACAGCGAAAUUGUUGAAUUCUUUAUGGAUUGGAUGAUUGAGCGAAUUCGAGAAAGCGGCUUUGGGAACAUAUGGAAAUCACUUGUUGUUUUUCAGAAAAUUACACGGUGUAUGUUGGACACAGGGGCAGAACGAGCUUAUGGGGCCAUGUUCUUUGCUCAAGGAAAUUUCCCCGAUCUUGAUUUAUACGAUAACUACUUCCGGCGGAUAUUUCGUUUCAACUACAACUACAAAAGUGCAACAUUUCUGUCCGACCUUGUUGACCCAUUAUUUGAAGCAAAAACAGACCAAAGAAGUUAUACAAUUGCAAUACGUAGCCUUCGAGCAGAAAUUAAAAACAGCAACUUCUCAGGAAAUUAUGUCAGUAAGGAAAAGGCUGAAUUCUAUUUCGACAAUUCAACGUUUAGAGUGGAUUAUUUAUACAUAUUACAAGAAGCGGUUGCUAUGCGCGUUAUUCGGCGUAUAAAUUCGACAGUCGACGCAUACACAGAAAACAUCAUCAUAUAUAGCGUCACAGCUUCGUUGGUGAUUAUAGCGUGCCCAUUUAUCAUGGCCUUUGCAGAGCAAUUGACGAGUAACAUGCAGGAGUACUCGAAGGUCCUCGUAAAGGCGUCUGAUGAACUCAACAAUGAACGUUCUAAAACAGAUUCUCUCCUUUAUCAGAUGUUACCUCGACCGAUUGCAGAGAGGUUAAAACGGAAGAGUGCCGUAGAAUCUGAAUUCUUCAAAUCUGCGACGGUUAUGUUCACCAGCGUGGUAGAUUUUGUUCAGCUGAGUAUUGAAUAUUCUCCAAUGGAGCUGAUAGACCUCCUGAAUAUUCUUUAUUCCUCUAUUGAUGACAAAAUUGAUAUGUAUGACGUGUACAAGGUGGAGACAAUAAAUGACACGUACAUGGUUGUAUCAGGAGUGCCUACUUCAAACGGUAACAGACACGCUUCAGAAAUUGCCUACCUGGCCUUGGAUAUAGCGUCAUCAGUGAAGUAUAAGACACUUAUAUCCAUGAACACCAAGCAUCCACUGCAUUUAAUGAUUGGUAUAAGUACAGGUUCAGUGUCAGCUGGUGUAGUUGGAAAUGUGAUGCUAAGAUACUGUUUGUUCGGAGACACCGUGAAUACUGCGUCAAGAAUGAAGUCUCACGGACAUCCGGACAAAAUCCACAUCAGCGAAUCAACUUUCAGGAAUCUCAGCAAGACAGGAUCGUUUACUUUGUUACCUAGGGGUAAAAUUGUCGUCAAAGGCAAAGGAGAGAUGAAUACAUACUGGCUUAUUGAUUCUACUCGUAGAAGACAAGAAUCUACUGUCGACCACAAUCUUCCCGGUGAAGUAGAGUUCUUACCUGAAACUAGUUCUACAGAAUUGGGAGGCAAGGCUCAGAGUACCAGCCGCGACCCACGGUUUGAUCGGAGGAUGAAAAAGAACUCGACAUCAACUGUAAAUCAAUUUGCUAUGAAAAAAGUGUCUGUGUCGUCAACAAAGAAAAGUAUCACUUCUGAUUUAGGUGGAGAAUGGAACCAGUUCUAGGCCACAUAAAUGUGCAAAAUUAUCAGAAAUGAUAAAGGUAAAGGACAAGUAUUGUGUAUAUAAAAGUAAUUACAAACUUUCGUACCUUACUAUUUAGAAAAAAGAAAAUUUGAAUUAUUCAUAUCAAAGGGAUAUUGCGUUCAUAUAUUAUGUUGGAUAUCUUGGUAACUGUCAUUAAAUGCCUGAAUAAGAUAGUAAAAGAACCAUCUAUGUAAAUUGUUUAAUUUUUCGUAUUGAUUUGAAAUUAAAUUUUGCCAAAAGAAUAUCAUAACAUGUAUGAUUUACAAACAAUU